CGUUCGGAUCUAGAAGCGCAACUGGAACUUUUCAGAGGGUUGGAUGUUUAGUAUGUUUCAAUGUCAAAAACAAGUCCGUUUUUAAACUUCUGUUGUUGAGUAGCACAUGCCGCUUUUCUCGGGCAGUGUGCACACUCGUAGUUCAGUUGUAUCCGCAGUUGAGCCACUGUUGCUUUUUUGCUCUGUCUGCCAUAGCAACAAAGCUAACGUUGUUAGCUGCGUGGCUAACACAUUCUUCAUUCAUUCCUUUAUAACUGGAUACAGUGUUAGCAUAGUUGUAGCUAACGGUGUUAGCUAAUCUUGUGAUUUAACAAUUUAACACCUGCUAACAUAGUCCUGAAGGAGGUUGCUGACAUUUUGUCUUUGGUUCCAGUUUGCACAGUUGUCACUAUUUACGAGACCCAAUUCAGGUGACAGUGACCCAACAUGUUUCGUCCCAAACCGACUCUGAAGGACCGACAGCACCUGUAUAAGCUCAUCAUCAGCCAGCUGCUGUACGAUGGAUACACCAACAUCGCCAACAGUCUCAUCAAUGAGGUCAAGCCGCAGAGCGUUGUGUCUCCUUCUGAGCAGCUCAUGCAGCUGGCAAAGAUAGGAAUGGAAAAUGACGAUAGUGCCGUUCAGUAUGCCAUUGGCCGCUCAGAUACAGUGGCGCCUGGUGUUGGCAUUGAUCUGGAAUUUGACGCAGAUGUCCAGACCAUGUCUCCAGAGGCGUCAGAGUAUGAGACCUGCUACGUCACAUCUCAUAAGGGCCCUUGUCGUGUUGCCACAUACAGUCGAGAUGGUCAACUGAUUGCUACUGGCUCUGCUGAUGCCUCCAUCAAGAUCCUGGAUACUGAACGCAUGCUGGCCAAGAGCGCCAUGCCCAUUGAGGUGAUGAUGAAUGAGACCGCACAGCAAAACAUGGAGAAUCAUCCUGUGAUUCGGACACUGUAUGACCACGUUGAUGAAGUCACCUGCCUUGCCUUCCAUCCCACUGAACAAAUUCUGGCAUCUGGAUCGAGAGAUUACACCCUGAAACUGUUUGACUACUCGAAGCCCUCUGCAAAAAGAGCCUUUAAAUAUAUACAGGAAGCAGAAAUGCUGCGUUCAAUCUCAUUCCACCCUUCAGGUGACUUCCUGUUAGUGGGGACGCAGCACCCCACCCUGCGCCUCUAUGAUGUCAACACUUUCCAGUGCUUCGUGUCCUGCAACCCAUUGGACCAGCACACAGACACCAUCAGCGGCGUCAGCUACAACCCCACCGCUAACAGCUAUGUCACCUGCAGCAAGGACGGCAGCAUUAAACUGUGGGACGGCGUCUCUAACCGCUGCGUGACAACCUUUGAGAAAGCGCACGACGGAGCAGAGGUCUGCUCUGCCAUCUUCUCCAAGAACUCCAAGUACAUCCUGUCCAGUGGGAAAGACUCGGUGGUCAAACUUUGGGAGAUCUCCACAGGCCGGACACUGGUCAAGUACACAGGUGCGGGGCUGAGCGGCCGUCAGAUGCACCGUACGCAGGGCGUGUUCAACCACACGGAGGACUACGUGCUGCUGCCCGACGAGCGCACCAUCAGCCUCUGCUGCUGGGACUCCCGCACGGCCGAGAGGAAAAACCUGCUGUCUCUGGGUCACAACAACAUCGUCCGCUGUAUCGUCCACUCACCGACCAACCCGGGCUUCAUGACCUGCAGCGACGACUUCAGGGCCCGCUUCUGGUACCGCCGCACCACCACAGACUGAACCGCCGACACAGGAUCGUCUGUUAUCUUUGUGAAUUUUUCCCUGACCUCAGUGAGUUCCCACAGUAUUUUGAUUCAUCUUUCAUUUUCAGUUCAUGUGAAAGUGGGCAGUGGGGUCAGUGGGACAGUACUUAAGAAGUAUGUUGAGCUUGUCUUUUCUUUUUGAGGAACUAUAAAGGAGCUUAGAACCUUUAGUUGUAACACUCUUCUCACAUUUCUUAGAAAUCAGCCGCAGCUUUCGUUUGUUUUCCACUUUUAUAUUUUGUCUAUGUCCUUAUGUUGUAAUUCAGAUUUUUAAUAAA
Molecule: messenger RNA, 2023 nt
Organism: Archocentrus centrarchus (flier cichlid)
Lineage: Eukaryota; Metazoa; Chordata; Actinopteri; Cichliformes; Cichlidae
Gene: cstf1
Product: cleavage stimulation factor, 3' pre-RNA, subunit 1
Exons: 5
Coding region: 427-1722 (431 amino acids)
Biological process (GO): mRNA 3'-end processing
Cellular component (GO): mRNA cleavage stimulating factor complex
Molecular function (GO): protein binding; RNA binding
Source: RefSeq, a predicted model, not a curated record